Molecule: messenger RNA, 3445 nt
Organism: Anthonomus grandis grandis
Lineage: Eukaryota; Metazoa; Arthropoda; Insecta; Coleoptera; Curculionidae
Gene: Vps11
Product: vacuolar protein sorting-associated protein 11 homolog
Exons: 17
Coding region: 136-3363 (1075 amino acids)
Biological process (GO): vacuole organization; intracellular protein transport; vesicle-mediated transport
Cellular component (GO): HOPS complex; endosome
Molecular function (GO): protein binding; protein-macromolecule adaptor activity
Source: RefSeq, a predicted model, not a curated record
UGAUAUAGGUAUAGUUGACAUUUGGGGAAUAAUAAUAAAUAGAUAAAUAAAUAAAUUGUAUAUUUAAUUAAUUUUUUUUUAGUUGUUGCUGAAAAACAGAAAUAUGCUAUAAAUUGAAUCUAUGUUGUAGUAAUAAUGGCAUUUUUAGAGUGGCGCAAGUUUAAUUUUUUUGACCUAAAGUCGCAUGUAGAUGGUGGACAACUUUCAGAAGCAUUAAAGGAGUGUAAGAUAACCACAACUUCUGCUGGGAAUAGCCAUUUAGUUUUUGGAGAUGCAUUAGGACAGAUUCACCUUAUCUCAAAGUCAUGGCACAUCACUACAUUUAGAGGAUAUGAAAUAUCUGUGGAUCACUCAUAUCAACUUAGAAAUUCACCAUUGUUAGUGACUAUUGGGCAUGAUGAACCCGGUACAAAUCCUUUAUUAAAGGUAUGGGAUACAAGUAAAUUUGAUAAAAAUGGCAUGCCAUUUUGCCAAAGAGUCACAAGAGUCCUGGCCGGCACUAGACCCGUUGAGGUCAAUUGCCUGACGGUCCAUGAUAACCUUCAGCUCAUGGCUGUGGGAUUUAUAGAUGGCUCUCUUGUUUUAUACAGAGGUGAUGUUGCAAGAGACAGAAGUUCUAAGCAAAAGGUAUUUAAGGAAUUGUCUUCAAAAGUAACAGGUUUGGCAUUUAAAGUCUCAGCAAAUUCAAGUUGGUUAUAUGUAUCAACAGAACAAGAAGUAGUAGUUUACAAUAUCACCCAUAAAGAUAAAGAAAUUAAGCAUCAUUUAGAUAAUAUUGGAUGUAGCAAAAAAUGUAGUGUAUUGGCAGAAUCUACUCAGGAAAGUCACUUCAUGGUAGCACGAAAUAAUGCCAUAUAUUGUUAUACAUCCGACGGAAGAGGCCCAUGUUAUGCCGUUGAUGGUGAAAAAACAAUAUUAGAAUGGUUUAGAACUUACCUAAUUAUCAUUUCGAAAGUCAGUCGACAAAUACCCCACAACAAUUUAAAUAGUGAUGGCUCUAAUCCUGUGUCCGAGGAUUUGAUUACUGUAUUGGAUAUUCAUAAUAAAUUUAUUGUUUAUCAAAGUGUAUUGAGUAAUAUCAAGUCAGUGCUCCAUGAGUGGGGCUCAUUUUUUAUCCUAGACAAUAACUUCCACAUGUACCAUCUGGAUGAGAGAGAUCUUCAGUCUAAACUCUCUCUUCUUUUCAAAAAAAAUCUUUAUGACGUUGCUAUACGAAUCGCUAAAAGCCAGCAAUACGAUUUAGAUGGUUUGGUUGAUAUCUUUAAGCAAUAUGGUGACCAUUUGUGUGACAAAGGAGAUUUUACUGGGGCUAUCGAGCAGUAUAUUAAAACAAUUGGAAAAUUAGAACCUAGUUGUGUUAUCAGAAAGUUUUUGGACUCUCAACAUCUGGAGAAACUCACCAUGUAUUUACAAGCUCUACAUAAGCAAGGGCAAGCAACAGAAGAUCACACCACAUUGCUCUUAAAUUGCUAUACAAAACUAAAUAAUGCAAUGGGGCAAAGUGAUAGUCUAAAAGAAUUUAUUCUUUCUAAAGAAAGUGAUUUGAACUAUGAUGUUGAUGUUGCCAUUAAAGUUUGCAGGCAUGGAAGUCCUGCAGAGGCCCUAAUGCUAGCAAAAAAGCACGAAAAACACGAUUGGUACAUAAAAAUUCAAAUCGAAGACCACCAGAAAUAUUCGGAAGUUUUAAACUAUAUUGCAAACCUUCAAUUCUUCACCGAUGCCGACCAUUACAUGAAAAAAUAUGGCCAGAUAUUGGUUAAACAUUUGCCCCAUGAAAGUACGCAAUUUUUGAAAAGACUUUGUACUAAUUACAAACCUGAAAAUAGUCCCAUUAUUUCAGAAAAUAUGAUGUCAGGUAUAUUGGAAAAAAAAAUCUUUUGCUUUUUAAAAAUAUUUCGAAUUAUAGGAAAUUCUGAUGUUAUACUUAAAUCGGACCCAGAAGAUUUUAUCCAUCUUUUCCUAAACAACUCUGAAAGACUGGUGGAGUUCUUAAAGUAUCUUAUAGCAGAGGGGUGUAUCUUAAGUCCUUCAGUUUACAGCACCCUUUUGGAACAUUAUUUGCAUGUGUGGUCUACAACUGAAGGGACAAGCGAGAAAAAUAAACUGGCACAAAGUAUUUUGGAACUGCUUCAAAAUCCAGAUGUAAAACUUGAUAAAGCCCACGCUUUAGUAGUGUGCAAUAUGCAUUCGUUUAGUAAAGGGAUUUUGUAUUUGUAUGAGGAGCAAAAGUUGUAUCAACAAAUACUAAGGUACCAUAUAGCUAAGAAUGAUCCAACAUCAGUUUUAGAGUGUUGUACCAGAUUUGGACAUCAAGAACCAACCCUAUGGGUGCAAGCUCUUUGGUCAUGUGUGCGAGAUAGCAAGCAACCUUCCAUGGACUUACUUAAUGAGGUACUCACAGUGAUAGCAAAAGAAAAACUAUUUUCGCCCCAGUUGGUCAUAGAUGCGGUGGGUACUGGCAACGCUGAAAUUAGUUUAGGACAUGUGAGGUCUUAUAUCAUGAAUGAAAUUCAGCAAGAAAUUAAGAAAACGAAUGAAAUUACCGAACUUACUAAGAACUACCGAAAAGAUACUGAACAUUUAAAGAAGCAACUUGAAGAGCUUAAAAAUGGUGUUACUCUGCUGCAAGGUUAUAAAUGUGCGGCGUGUCAUCAUUCUCUGGAGUUGCCCACGAUUCAUUUCCUGUGCAACCACAGUUUUCAUCAGCACUGCUUCCAAAGUUACUCAGAUGAUGAGAAUGAAUGUCCUACCUGUCAACCUGAGAAUAAGAAUUUAUUGGAACUCCUAAAGGCGAGAGAAUAUAACAAAGAUUUACAUGAAACAUUCCAUUUUCAACUGGAUAAAGCACACGAUGGCUUUUCGGUUGCAGCAGAAUAUUUUGGUAGAGGAGUUUUUAAUAAAUAUAAAAUUUUAAGCGAUGAGUUGGUCGAAAAGACUCUAGGUUUAUCUGAAAAGCCUGAAUCAAAAGCAAAACUUAUUAUACCUGAGAUGAGAGAAUAUGGUCCUGGAGCGGAGGCUAGAAUUCGUCAAACUGAAGGCAAUAGAAAAGCAGUACAUAUCGAUACAAUUUCGGAAGCUAGAAUGAGAGUACAGGAAAGCAGAUAUGGUUCAUCUGUAUCCUCCAUUGCAUCAGCCAAUAAGUUUGCGGCAAGAAGUCAGGAGAAGAAAUCUUAUAUGCCCGCAAAGGUUUCAACAAGUAGACUGCAAACUGCGUCUGUACCGUCUAAUCCAUUCGAAGAUGAAGAUGAUGAUUAUGAUUCAAAACUAAACCCAUUCGGGGAUGAAGAGGAUGAGGAGUUAGAUAAGUUAAAUCCUUUUAGUCCUAAUUAUGAAUGUGAUAAAAAUUUAAACCCUUUUAAUUAGCUUAGGUGGAAAUAUUUUUUAAAAAAGGUUAGAUAUGCUUGCUUUUAUGUACACAUUUAUAAAUAUAUGAUAUAAUUGAUUU